Messenger RNA from Pseudopodoces humilis (Tibetan ground-tit), 1169 nucleotides. RefSeq names its product pseudouridine 5'-phosphatase (gene PUDP). Gene Ontology annotation, molecular function: phosphatase activity. NCBI's taxonomy places the organism in Eukaryota, Metazoa, Chordata, Aves, Passeriformes, Paridae. The record is from RefSeq and is a predicted model, not a curated record.
UCUGGCCCCGCGGCGGCUCCAUCUGCCUCGGCUCCUGCUGCGCUCCGGCUGCUCUGACUCGCCAUGGCCGCUUCCUCCUCCUCCUCGGCGGCCGCGCUGCGCCCGGUCACUCACCUGAUCUUUGACAUGGACGGGCUGCUGCUGGAUACUGAAUGUCUCUAUUCAAAAGUGUUUGAAGAGAUCUGUGGGCGUUUUGGAAAGACCUAUAGCUGGGAUGUGAAAUCCUUGGUUCUAGGUAGACAAGCCCUAGAAGCAGCAGAGUUUAUUCGAGAUACUCUAGACCUUCCAAUAACUAAAGAAGAGUUAUUAAUUGAAAGUAAAGUGAAGCUGGAGAAGAUAUUCCAUACUGCUGAGUUGAUGCCAGGGGUCAGUAAGCUGAUCCAUCAUUUACACAAACACAAGAUACCCGUAGCUGUUGCCAGCAGCUCAAGCGAAGAGUCAUUUCAGAGAAAAAUAACCAGACACAAAGAUUUUUUUGGUCUUUUUCACCAUAUUGUGUUGGGAGAUGACCCUGAAUUGAAGCGUGGCAAGCCACAUCCUGAUCCAUUUUUACUCUGUGCAGAGAGAUUUCACCCUCCUGUACCACCAGAGAAGUGUCUUGUGUUUGAAGAUUCACCACAGGGAGUCAAAGGAGCCCUGGCAGCAGGAAUGCAAGUGGUUAUGAUUCCAGAUGAAAGAUUAAAUCCAGAUCUUAAAAAGGAGGCAACACUGGUGCUGAAGUCCAUGGAAGAUUUCCAACCAGAACUGUUUGGUUUACCAGCAUAUGAUUGAUGCCUAAUACCUAUGAACAUGAUCUUGACUGGAGAUAAAUUAAAAGUGAAAUGAAAUUUUAUUUUGGUAUUAUGAUUGUUUUUCAUCUUUUAUUCUCUUCUUCAAAACUAUAGCACAAAAAUCCUGUUAACAGUCAGUCUUUUACACAUUGCCUUUGAUAAACUGUCUGGAAUGUUUAUGAUUUGUCCUUUUAAUAAAUGCUAAAUUAAAGCAGCAUCUUUCUGUUAAGUGAAUUCAGCCUUGUUCUAUUCAUGUCAUAAUGUUUUCUGGGAAUAUUAUGGAACUAUUUAGACAAUUUAUUGUGACUGCAUUGGAAGCUUCUUGUUCUGUUUCCACUUGAAUUACUGUUUACAUCUUAAUCAGAAAUCUUUUCUGGAUUGCCUUUUAUCCCAUUAAAA